Molecule: messenger RNA, 2647 nt
Organism: Galdieria sulphuraria
Lineage: Eukaryota; Rhodophyta; Bangiophyceae; Galdieriales; Galdieriaceae
Product: AP-1 complex subunit gamma-1
Exons: 5
Coding region: 17-2548 (843 amino acids)
Biological process (GO): intracellular protein transport; Golgi to vacuole transport; receptor-mediated endocytosis
Cellular component (GO): Golgi apparatus; AP-1 adaptor complex; membrane coat
Molecular function (GO): clathrin-cargo adaptor activity
Source: RefSeq, a predicted model, not a curated record
CAAGAAAACAAAGGAAAUGUUUAGAGACGCCAAAAAGACCUUUUAUUGUAAAACUCUUAGAGAAGUUGUGAAAGAGUUUCGAAGUUGUAAAACAACUGCCGAAGAAAGAGCUCUGGUGAAAAAGGAAUCAGCACAAAUAAGAGACUUGUUUAAAGAAGGGGAUACUGCUUUUCGACGAAGAAAUAUAGCAAAACUAUUAUUCUUUCAUAUGCAGGGUUAUCCUACCGAGUUUGGUCAGCUCGAGUGUUUGAAACUUUGUACAUCACCAAAGUAUAAGGAUAAGAGAGUGGGAUAUUUGGGCUUGUUGGUUUUAUUGGAUGAAAAUCAAGAAAUUUUAACGCUAGUUACCAACUGCCUUGUUCAAGACUUGCAAAGUAGCAUUCCAUUGGUGGCUGGUUUAGCAUUGACAGCUGUCGGAAAUGUUGCUUCAGCUGAACUCAUCAAAGACGUAUUUCCUUUGGUGGAGAAGCACUUACAGGGAAAAGACCCUUAUCUUAGGAAAAAGGCUUUGUUAUCUGCUGUGCGUAUUUGUAAAAAGGUACCAGAAUAUAGCAGUUUGUUGUUCGACUAUAUGACCCAAACUUUGGGAGAACACACGGAAGAAAUUGUGUUGACAGGAUUGGCACUGGCAUUUGAACUGGCACAUACAAGUCCUGAAUAUAUCGAUCGACUGCGCAACAGAGUUAUUCCACCUUGCGUCAAUCUUUUGAAAGAACUAUUAUCGCCUUCAUUUGAUCCUGAACUGACCAUAUCUGGCAUAACAGACCCAUUUCUUCAAGUGAAACUUCUUCAAGUUUUAAGUGUUUAUGGAAGAGGAAGUAAAGAAGCCGCCCAUAGUUGUACCGAUGUACUUAUCAAAAUACUUUCGAACACGGAUUCUUCUUCCAAUGCAGGAUUGGCAGUUAUUUAUGAGUGCGUCAGAACAGUCAUCGCUAUUCGUGAAUUGCCGGACACAUUACGCUCUUUGGCUGUAGAAACAUUAGGUGGGCGAUUGUUGAAUGAAGCAAAGGAUAACAAUGCUCGAUAUGUAUCUCUUCAGACUCUUCUUACCGUAGUUGGAGAGAAGAAGGAAGACGUCAAACGAUAUCUCAAUACUAUUCUGGAGUGUUUGAGUGAUCCCGAUAUUUCGAUUCGAAGAAGAGCACUAGAUCUGGUGUAUGCUUUGACCGAUUCUUCUAAUAUAAUGCAACUUUCUCGAUGUUUUUUGGAAUUUUUGGAAACAUGUGAAGAUGAAUUGAAGCCAGAUGUCGCACGAAAGUUAUCAGACAUGGCUGAUCGUUUUGCUCCAGAUAUCGAAUGGCACGUCAAUUGCAUGGCUCGUACUUUGAGCUUGACAGACGUAUUGAUGCCAGAAUCAUUAAUAAGCUUAUUCAUUGCUCUUAUUUCUGCAAAACAGUCAGUUCAAGAAUAUGCAGCUAGACUCUUGUUUGAACUCGGACUGCAGCCCUAUGCAAAAGUAAAUCCACAAAUUGCAGAUAGAUUGGACCAGUCACUUUAUGCAUUGAAACCUGCUUUGGAAAUAGUUUCUAUUUGGAUUAUCGGCGAAUAUGGAUACAAAUUGAUUGAACAACAGGUUUUAUCUUCUGAACAAGUAGUAAACAGUUUGCGUACCAUUCUUCACUUAUCCAUGCGAAAUACAUAUGACGAAGGUAUGAAGAGAGAAGUUUUGUUAGGAGGCUCCGUACAUUCCUCCUCUUCACUCUUGAGAGAAGUGGCGCUUAGUUGUCUUGCCAAAUUGUAUAUGCGUGUUAUGUUACCUCGAGAAACUCAAGAAUUAAUCUCAACUAUCUUGCGCACUUAUCAGACUAGUCUAGAUUUAGAGGUACAGCAAAGAGCUUGUGAAUAUUUCCAAAUGUUGGACGAACGAUGGAAUACAGUUUCAAAGAAGAUUAUGGCUUCCCUUCCCCCUAUGGAUUACAAUUCCUUGAGAAAGAAACAUUUGAGCGGUUCAGAUACGGCCCCCGGAGCGAAUCCCCGGAAGGAAUUGUCUGAAAGUUUGGUAUCAUUGUUAUUGGAUGAAGAAGAACAAGCAGAUAAUGAAGAAGAACAAGAAGCAGCAUCAAUAGACUUGGGUCGUUUGGAAAUCUUGGAUUUUGGCAAAAGUACGGAUUCCUCUCGAAAUAUAUUCAAAAAUGAAUUAGAUGGAUUGCUAUUGUCUGACAAAAAUGAAAAAACUGGCACUUCAAAGACUAUCCAAUGUGGAGAGCAUUUAAAUGCAGAGUUGUAUUUCUUUGAAGAGUAUGAUCCUAGUUUUACUUGGAAAGUAGAGUUUCACUUUCACAGUCUUGUACCUGAGCCUUUGAAACAUUUUCGACUACAAAUUGCCGUACCAAAGUAUAUGAAGAUUGAUUUGCAGCCAGCAACAGGAACCACACUUGAACAGGGAAAGGAAUUGAUCCAAAUAGCUCGUUUGUCUCAAACUACAUCAGAAGAGAAGAUUUGGCAGCUCAAAUAUAGAAUAAGUUAUGAAAUGGAUUCUUCUACUCGCAAUCCAAUCACUAGCGAAGGAAUUUUCCGUGAUUUUCCUGUCAGAAAGGGAAUACUGUGAGUCCUUUUAUUAUAAUUCAUCAUGAUUUGUUUCUACUGCAUUGGAUUGUUGCGUUGAAUUAUCAUCAGAUUGUAUUGGCAUUGUGGUUUGUGUUUCAGG